UUUGUUUUUUUUUUUUUUUUUUUUUUGUCGUUUGAUGACAAUCAAAACAGACAACCAAUAAAUGGGCUCGGAUUUUGAUUGCGAAUGAUCCGCUGCCAUACCAGCAAGUCCUGUAUUUUCCUUGUGUACAUGAUCCUCAACGAAGUAAUGAUAGCAUGUGCUCGAUUUUUAAUCAAUCAAGAAACCCGCUUAAGAUCGACUGGGGUUCUCAUAUUGAGUUUGACGUGUUUGCAGACGACAAUACGAGCCGUGUGUUAUUGUUCCUAUCGAAACCAACUUAUAUACUCGUUGAACAGAGAAGAAACACUCUUUUCUCUUUUUAUCUCAUUAUUGUUUUUCUUCUCGCCAUUGAUAUCGUUAAUCUGGACGGCUUUUGAGCCGAGGAUAUUAUUUACCAUUAUCAUACGAUUUAUAUUGAACAAUAUGUUAUUGUCAAUGGCUGUGCUGUACAAAUAUAAAUAUGUAGCAAUUAAAAGGAAAAUGAAUCGAGUGAAGAUAAAGGAAAUCAUCAAGACGGAAACAAUCAGCGUCCUAGCAAUAAGAUAUAUCACAAUCUGGCAGCGACCACCGCAGCAGAUACGGUUAUGUGCCCUCAGGUAUGGCUUUAAUAAAAUUAAUGCUCAAUCAAAAUGCCUGGAAUUAAUGCCUUUUGUCUUGUUCUUUUUCAAAUUGCGCUUUGAAUCAUCAAAGCCUGCAACGUGGCUGUUUUGCCUUACCUUCAGGAGUCACAAAUAAUCCCUUCCUGUAAGAAUAGAUUGAAGAAUAAAAAGCAAAAGCAAUUUUUUUUUCUAAAUUGUUGU
Mycotypha africana is the source of this 800-nucleotide messenger RNA. RefSeq lists its product as uncharacterized. Bases 85 to 735 code for a protein of 216 amino acids. The record is from RefSeq and is a predicted model, not a curated record. NCBI's taxonomy places the organism in Eukaryota, Fungi, Mucoromycota, Mucoromycetes, Mucorales, Mycotyphaceae. The transcript is spliced from 2 exons.